Messenger RNA from Amphimedon queenslandica, 1678 nucleotides. RefSeq names its product protein transport protein Sec61 subunit alpha. The transcript has 12 exons. The record is from RefSeq and is a predicted model, not a curated record. Gene Ontology annotation, biological process: protein transport. The coding region runs from base 74 to 1504 and encodes 476 amino acids. Lineage: Eukaryota; Metazoa; Porifera; Demospongiae; Haplosclerida; Niphatidae. Gene Ontology annotation, cellular component: membrane.
AGUAUACGGAAAAUAUUGUCACGUUUCCUAUUAGACGUUUCAUUGUGAACUGAAUUUGUGAUUCGAAAAGGCAAUGGGAAUCAAAAUCCUUGAUUAUAUACAACCGUUUCUGGUUAUUGUCCCAGAAGUCUCCAAACCUGAAAGAAAGAUUCAAUUCAAAGAAAAGGUAUUAUGGACGGCUGUGACGUUGUUUAUCUUCCUUGUUUGUUGUCAGAUACCUCUCUUUGGCAUAAUGUCCUCUGACAGUGCUGACCCUUUCUACUGGCUGAGGGUAAUAAUGGCCUCCAAUAGAGGAACACUAAUGGAACUUGGCAUAUCACCUAUUGUUACCUCAUCUAUGAUAAUGCAACUGCUGGCUGGAGCAAAGAUCAUUGAUGUUGGUGACACCCCAAAGGACAGAUCACUGUUUAAUGGAGCUCAGAAAUUAUUUGGCAUGAUAAUUACUACAGGACAAGCCAUUGUGUAUGUAAUGACAGGCAUGUAUGGUGUCCCCUCUGAAAUGGGCAUUGGCAUUUGUAUGCUCAUUGUACUCCAGUUGGUGGCUGCUGGACUGAUUGUACUCCUACUGGAUGAGUUGCUGCAGAAAGGAUAUGGACUAGGCUCUGGUAUAUCACUCUUCAUUGCUACUAAUGUCUGCGAGACCAUCGUUUGGAAGUCCUUCUCCCCUUCAACUAUUAAUACCGGACGUGGUACAGAGUUUGAGGGUGCUAUCAUUGCACUGUUUCAUUUACUAGCCACCAGGGGGGACAAGACUCGCGGCCUGAGGGAAGCUUUUUAUCGUCAGAAUCUCCCCAACCUCACCAACCUACUGGCUACCAUUUUAAUCUUUGGUGUCGUCAUAUUUUUCCAAGGUUUCCGUGUUGAUUUACCGGUGAAGAGCACCCGCUAUCGUGGACAGCAAGGGACAUAUCCCAUCAAAUUAUUCUACACUUCAAAUAUUCCCAUUAUCCUACAGUCUGCUUUAGUCUCAAAUCUCUAUGUUAUGUCUCAGGUUCUCUCGAGUCGUUUUGCUGGCAAUUUUAUAGUUAAUUUGCUUGGAGUGUGGGAGACAGUUGGAGGAGGUGGACCUGCUCGUUCUUAUCCUGUUGGCGGCCUCUGCUAUUACAUGAGUCCUCCUGAAACAUUAGACCAUGUUCGAGUUGAUCCAAUACAUGCUGUCAUUUAUAUUGCCUUUAUGCUCGGGUCUUGUGCCUUCUUCUCAAAAACGUGGAUAAACGUUUCUGGGAGCUCAGCUAAAGACGUUGCAAAGCAGUUAAAGGAGCAGAAUAUGGUAAUGAGGGGCCACCGCGACUCAUCAAUGGUUCAUGAGUUGAACAGAUACAUACCAACAGCAGCUGCUUUUGGUGGCCUGUGUAUCGGAGCUCUCUCUGUCAUUGCUGAUUUCUUAGGUGCUAUUGGGUCGGGUACUGGUAUACUGCUUGCUGUCACCAUUAUAUACCAGUUCUUUGAGGCUUUUGCCAAAGAGCAGCAAGAGAUGGGCAGUUUUGGCUCAAUGUUCUUCUGAUGGACUUCAAUUCUCCUUUUAGGUCCCAAUGAUUAAUUAUUAAUAUUUGGAUUAGGUCUUCAAAUUGACUUUUGUAAAGUGACAGCUGCUGUAAGAUAUUUUGCACAGAACUCUGAAAUUUUAAUAAUUAUUAUUGUUAAAAUGCUGCAGCUGAAUAAAUUUAAUAAAAAAAAA